AUGCCCCGGCAGAAGGCCCUCCCGCGGGAGGUUUCCAUACAAGGUGAGGACCCGGCGUACGUGACGCCGAACGACGCACGUGGAGAACCGGUUUACGUCAACCCGACAGGUGAUCUUGCCGACGCCGAAAACGUCAUCUAUGAACGCGCCGCAGACGCUUCGGAAGACGAGCCGGAAUACCUGACUCUGAAAGAUGAUUCAGGUGACAAAGGUGACCAGCCGAGGUACAUGACUUUGAAAGUUGAUGCUUCAGAGGGGAUGAAGACCGCUCGUGAAGGCGGAGAAGGUUCUGAGCAGCCUCCGGUUGAAGCGGAUGUUCUUGCCGCUGGGGAUUCUGGGAUUCUCAAACGCCUGUACCAACGCAUGACGGCCCUGGAAAAAGGCUUCCGGACAAUUUCGAUCACCCUGGGUCUGAUGUACCUGGUCAACCUGGCCCUGGUCAUCUACAUCACAGACGCUGGAUUCAGGACUGCCACAUUCACCACCCUCGGUGCGACCGGCCGUGCAGGCCCGACCAGCCUGGGUGCCCACUACCGCGGACAGGACCACGAGAAGCUGGUGACCUUACAGGAUGGGAUCCAGCUCUUCACCGUGCCUGAGACGGGAGACUACAGGAUUGAAGUUGCAGGUGCCGCUGGAGGCUGGGAUUCCGCCAACAGUAACAAGGAUAACCGGGGCUAUGGUGCCUUGAUGAAGGGGACCUUCGAACUCUACAAAGGAGAGGUUCUGAAGAUUCUGAUUGGGCAGGAAGGAGCGGAGACUACAGGCGGCCUCUCUUCCGGAGGAGGCGGCGGGACGUUCGUGGCGAGGUUUAACAACACCCCACUCAUCAUCGCGGGAGGGGGAGGGGGGAUGCAGUGGUUGUUCUGGCAGUAUGCUUCUUGCGACGGGACGACGCUGACGUCCGGCCAGAGGAGUUAUUUAGGCGUGAAAUGCCGGGAGGGGAAUGCAAGUGACGAGGUGAACGCGGGAGGGUCUGAGGGGCAAGGGGCGACAGCCGGGAAGGGGGACUUAGGCGGGGGCGGAGGCGGCUUCUACACUAAUGGCGGUAGCGGGCGGCAGUUUGGGGCAAGGGGGUCUGGGACAAGCGGCGGGGAGGGGGGGUACGCGUUUGUGAACGGAGGUAAGGGAGGGAGAGGGACUGGUUUUAAUAAUGACGGGGGGUUUGGUGGCGGAGGGGGGGCCUACGCGCCAGGUAAUGGGUCAGGAGGAGGAGGGGGGUACUCCGGAGGGGGGAGAGGACCAUUCGGAGGACUGUGCGAGUGCGGCGGAGGGGGAGGGUCAUUCAAUAAUGGCACAGCCAAAAGUGGCCGGAAUGGAAAAAACGACGGGCCUGGUUACGCAGUGAUCGUGAGGCUCACCGUUUCCACCCUGUCAGGUGACCAGCCGAGGUACAUGACUUUGAAAGUUGAUGCUUCAGAGGGGAUGAAGACCGCUCGUGAAGGCGGAGAAGGUUCUGAGCAGCCUCCGGUUGAAGCGGAUGUUCUUGCCGCUGGGGAUUCUGGGAUUCUCAAACGCCUGUACCAACGCAUGACGGCCCUGGGAAAAGGCUUCCGGACACUUUUGAUCACCCUGGGUCUGAUGUACCUGGUCAACCUGGCCCUGGUCAUCUACAUCACAGCAGGUUACCAGCCCAGCAGCCAGGCCGCCCGACAGCCGAGCCGGGCAGAGGAAAUCCUGACCGUCCCGAAGGAGGUUUUGCCGCUUCUUAAGUUCCUUGCAGGACAGUCGGGUGGGACCGGGAAGACCUGGGAGCGAACCGGGGGCGGGGAGGCCAACGCUUCCCGCGAGCCGCCAACUACCCCGAACAGCCUGAAGGACCCUCGCUUCAAGACUGCCACGUUCACCACCCUCGGUGCGACCGGCCGUGUAGGCCCCACCAGCCUGGGUGCCCACUACCGCGGACAGGACCACGAGAAGCUGGUGACCUUACAGGACGGGAUCCAGCUCUUCACCGUGCCUGAGACCGGAGACUACAGGAUUGAAGUGGCAGGUGCCGCAGGAGGCUGGGAUUCCGCCAACAGUAACAAGGAUAACCGGGGCUAUGGUGCCAUGAUGAGGGGGGAAUUCGAACUCAACAAAGGUUUGAGAACAGAGACCGUCAGUCAGUGGUCAUCAGAUGCGCCGCGCGCUCAGAAAGACGCUGGCUUCGUGACUACCACGUUCACCACCCUCGGUGCGACCGGCCGUGCAGGCCCGACCAGCCUGGGUGCCCACUACCGCGGACAGGACCACGAGAAGCUGGUGACCUUACAGGACGGGAUCCAGCUCUUCACCGUGCCAGAGACCGGAGACUACAGGAUUGAAGUGGCAGGCGAGGUGCUGAAGAUUCUGGUUGGCCAGGAGGGGCUGGACAGCACUCGCUGGUUUUCCUCCGGGGGAGGCGGCGGGACGUUCGUGACCAGGUUUAACAACACCCCCCUCAUCAUCGCGGGAGGGGGAGGGGGGAUAGAGUGGCUGGAGCAGCGGUUCGCGACGUGCGACGGGACGACGCUGACGUCAGGGCAGACCAGCUACAGGGGCGAGGCUCGUAUGGCGGGGAGUCUAGCGUUCGCGGGGGGUACCAACGGGCACGGGGCGACGGACGGGCGCGGGGAAUUAGGCGGGGGCGGAGGCGGCUUCUACACUAACGGCGGCAGCGGGCGGCGGUUUGGAGGGUCUGGGACAAGCGGUGGGGAGGGGGGGCACGCGUUUGUGAACGGGGGGCAGGGAGGGAGGGCGCUGCAUAACGGCGCAGACGGGGGGUUUGGGGGGAGGGGUGCUUAUGGCAAUAGUAAGGGGUCAGGUGGAGGAGGGGGGUACUCCGGAGGGGGGAGGGGGCCCUGUUCCGUGUGCGAGUGUGGAGGAGGGGGAGGGUCCUUCAAUGCCGGCACAGACGCAGGUGGCCAGAAUGGAACCAACGCGGGGCCUGGUUACGCUGUGAUUGUAAGGCUGUUUGGCUGA
Messenger RNA from Branchiostoma belcheri (Belcher's lancelet), 2943 nucleotides. RefSeq lists its product as uncharacterized. The record is from RefSeq and is a predicted model, not a curated record. Lineage: Eukaryota; Metazoa; Chordata; Leptocardii; Amphioxiformes; Branchiostomatidae.